UUUGCAGGCUUUCACUUUCCUCAGGCCGAGGUUUCCAACCUGUUUUCUUGUUUGGGAUUUUCAUCCAUUUUCUUGGCUCAUGCAUGGCAAGCAGUGCCGUUACAUUACAGUAGUUGUGCCGAGGGAGCUAGACUGCUGGGAGUCCGCGCAGAAAAACAGGAGGCUGGAUGAAAGAUGAAUCAGUUCGGCGCCGGAGCCAGCAGUGCCGUUAAUCACCUUCGAGCCACGACCAACCAGUGGCAUCAUCCAUUUAUCAGUCGUUCUGAGGGAGCUCAACUCCUGGAAGGCUGCGAAGCCGGAUCUUUUAUACUCCGAGAGUCGAGUAAAGGUGGGAGCUAUGCGUUGUCAGUGGUUCUGCCAAGUACUGGAUCACUUGGCCAUUACCUAGUGGAAAAACGCGGACCAGAGCGUUUCUGUUUACAAGGCAGUGAGAAUUCUUUCUGCGCGAUCGAGGAGUUGCUGGCACAUUACCAUCACCAUGACAGUAUUGGCUUGCCCUGCCGACUCCGUCUACCACAGCGUCAUUCAUCAUCUAUGUCCUAUCCCUCGCGGCCCAAUUUACCUGCAUUGCCGCCCCGUAACAACUCUCGAGCAGGCUCCGUGUCCAGGCCUACUAACCCUCGCGCUCAGCCGAAAAUGCCUCAAAUGCCUCAAAUGACUCCAACACCACCACCUCAGGUACCAGGUGCUGUCUCUAGUAAACCUCAUUUAGAUGUAGGGCGUACAUAUCCAUACCCACCAAUUGCACCAGUAGGAUCGCCUGUAGUAUCACGCCAGUCACACCCCGUCUCUUCAUCUGAUGACUGGGAGCAAGAGACGUAUGAAGACAUGAGCAGCAGUGGAGUAGCAAGUGUUGCUGCUGCGGCGCGUCAUUCGCAUCCUGUCCCUCCGUCUGCUCACACACACCCCGUCUCGUCGGCGGACGAUUGGGAACAAGAGACAUAUGAGGACAUGAGUAGCAGUGGUGUUGCUAGUGCACGGCCAGGGAGUGCUUCAAGAGUUCCGCCGCCCUCCUCACCCAGACAUCACCAUGCGCCUGCUCCCGCAGCUGCGGUGGAGGAUGAGUUUGGCGAGACUUACGAAGACAUGAGCGUGAAUAGUGCUCUUCGGCAAUCUGCUCACGCAAUGACCACUGUACAGAUGGGUGGUGGGCCGUCCAUGGGAGCUUCGCAAAUGGGAGCUGCACCAAUGGAAGCAGAGGACGGCGAGAUGUACGAAGAUAUGGCGUCUGUUUCACCGAGUCUUCGAAGGUAAAUGUGCCUGCCUACUGCUUUCGCUGAUUUUUCUUUUUUUCCGUGUGUGUGUGUGUGAGUGAAUGUGUGCACAUGUGAGCGAAUGUCUUGUGUAUGCCUGCGCGUAUCUGUCUACAUCUUUUUCUACCCGUCCGUGUCAUCCUUUUCUCCAUCUGAGUGUAGUUUGUAUAUCGGUGACAGAGUAUUUCUGCUGUCGCUGCCCUUUUCUUGCGAAAGCCAGUUGUUUUGUAUGUCAGUUCCCACCAUUUGAAAACUACCUCCCCUCGCUUGAUAUUUAUUCAAAUUCUCAUUGUUUAUAGUAAUGCAGAUUUAGAUGCAAAUCUGGAAUAGAGGUUGAAUCCUGGAAAACGA
Messenger RNA from Sycon ciliatum, 1604 nucleotides. RefSeq lists its product as uncharacterized. Gene Ontology annotation, biological process: cell migration; signal transduction. Gene Ontology annotation, molecular function: signaling adaptor activity; receptor tyrosine kinase binding. Bases 175 to 1254 code for a protein of 359 amino acids. The record is from RefSeq and is a predicted model, not a curated record. Lineage: Eukaryota; Metazoa; Porifera; Calcarea; Leucosolenida; Sycettidae. The transcript has 2 exons.